AAAGGAGCACAUGAUUCGCCUUCAAAAAUUGAGGUACGCUAGCUGAGACCAUAUCCUCUAUAAAUACCUUUCAAUUCAGAGCACAAAUUCUAGAGUGUAUUUGCCUUGUUUUCCCUCUUGACUUCAUCUGAAAACACUUCGUUAAACAAUGUCAACAUCUUCCUCCUCGAUAUGGUUCACAGUGACUAGGCAAGAGCCGAGACUGGUGGUGCCCGCGGAAGCAACACCGCGUGAACUAAAACAACUCUCAGACAUAGACGACCAAGAGGGUCUCCGGUUUCAGGUUCCAGUGAUAAUGUUUUACGAAAGCAAUCCUGUCAUGGAAGGAGAAGACCUUGUGAGUGUCAUCAGAGAAGGACUAGCCAAAGCACUUUCGUUUUACUACCCAUUUGCCGGGAGGCUUGUUGAAGGGCCUAACCGGAAGCUUUUGGUAGAUUGCACGAGCGAGGGGGUUUUGUUUGUAGAAGCCGAUGCAAAAGUUGAGCUCAACCAACUUGGUGAUGCGAUUCUUCCAGGGUGUCCGGUGUUGGAGGAGCUUCUUCAUGAUGUUCCUGGCUCUGAUGGAAUCCUUGGCUGCCCUCUCUUGUUACUUCAGAUGACUCGAUUUAGGUGUGGUGGAUUCGCCAUUGCCCUACGCCUGAACCACACAAUGAGUGAUGGAGCUGGUCUGGUCCAAUUCCUAAGUGCAAUCGCCGAGUUCGCCCAAGGGAAAGAAAUCACUGCACCUUCUGUGUCACCUGUGUGGCAAAGGGAGCUCCUAUCCGCAAGACAUCCUCCCCGAAUUACAUGCCUUCACCACGAAUUCGAACAAGUGCUCGACACCAACAACAAUAAUGCCAACUCAACCCCAAUCCAAAAACCUUUCUUCUUUGGUCCGAAGGAGAUCAAAGCUAUUCGAAACCAUCUCCCCCCACAUGCAAGCGCCUCCACAUUCGAGGUCCUGACAGCGUGCUUGUGGAGGUGUCGCACCCGUGCACUCGCGCUAGACCCUAACAACACCGUCAGAGUUUCAUGCCUUGUCAAUGGUCGCAGCCUGCCUGGCCUGAUUCUGCCUCACGGGUACUACGGCAACGUCAUUACCUAUCCUGCAGCAGUUUCAAAGGCUGGAAAGGUAUGUUCCUUUCCACUGGAAUACACGGUGGAGUUGGUAAAAACUGCAAAGCCCCAAAUGACAGCCGAGUAUUUCAGAUCAGUGGCAGAUCUUAUGGUGAUUAAAGGGCGUCCUUUGUACACCGUGGCAGGAAACUUUAUUGUUUCUGACGUAAGACGUCUUGGCUUAGACACAGUGGAUUUUGGGUGGGGGAAACCGGUGUAUGGCGGCACCGCUGGGGCGUUUCCUGGGUUAAGCUUCUAUAUGAAUUUCAAAGAUGGGAUUGUGGUUCCAAUAUGCUUGCCAGAACCAGUCAUGGAAAGGUUUGAGGAGGAGUUGAAGAAAAUGACUAAGGACCCUUUCGAUGGUUCAGUUGGUCACAGCGCCCCUAAGAUCACAUCCAUGCUCUAAACUGAGAAUUCAAAUCUGCAACAAUGAAUAUAGUAAGCCUUUAUGAAGGACUGGGAUGAAUUUUGUCAAAAGGAUUUUGUUGAUAUACCAGUUUUUAGAUUCACCCUAAAAAGGGAUGGCUCUGUGGUGAAGGUCUAAGAUUUAGAAUGUGUAUUCUAAGGUCUUAGGUUCAACUUCUAUUGCCUCAAUUCUUGAGGUCACUUGAAACUGUUGCAGAAGGAGUUGUAUGGAUUAAUCCGAAGUAAAUGCAAGUUGGCUCUGGGCAUGCUGUAUUAUCCAAAAAUAUAUGUACUUUUAGAUCUAUAGUAUGUCCCUUAUAGACGGAGAAAAAGCAUACACAAACUAUGCAGAAUAUGUGGUUGUAGUGUGGGCUUUAUCAUUUUAAUUUUUCAAUAACAAGCUAAAAAAUUCUCGUCGUCAUUGUAUAGCUAGGUGAGUUAACGCUAACAUUUUUUGU
This is a messenger RNA of Rhododendron vialii, 1958 nucleotides long. Its product is annotated as alcohol acyltransferase 16-like. The transcript has 2 exons. The record is from RefSeq and is a predicted model, not a curated record. Gene Ontology annotation, molecular function: acyltransferase activity, transferring groups other than amino-acyl groups. The coding region runs from base 149 to 1501 and encodes 450 amino acids. NCBI's taxonomy places the organism in Eukaryota, Viridiplantae, Streptophyta, Magnoliopsida, Ericales, Ericaceae.